ACAAACACAUGGACCCGCGGCGAAUGUGACUGCAGUUCGCCAUUGGGUCUUUUUGGCCUCCUUUAUCUCUGACUCGUCAAACGCGCCGAGUCAACUCGCUUUUCUUUUUAUUUGACGCUUAUCGUGUUCAGUUGUCACCUUCCUCUCUUGUCUGAAUCUUCUGCAUCCUUUUCACGCUCUCAGAUCUUCACCGUGAUCCGCAUCACCUUCCACCAGCAAAUUACUAAGCUCGAGGAAAGCGCGAUACUGUGAGUGGAAGCUGACUAUAGCAAUGGCUUCUCGCGACUCCGAAUUCUUGAAGAACUUUUGGAUCCCGAGUUACGUGCUCGUGCCGGAGUCUGCGGCUGAGAGCAGCCAGAUCGCCCGUGGCAAUGGACCUGAGUGCCCGGUGCUUGUUUUUGCGAACUCCAAAAGCGGUGGCCAGCUAGGAGGGGACCUAUUGAAAACGUACCGUGCUCUUCUCAACGAAAAACAGGUUUUUGAUUUAGGAGAAGAAGCUCCCGAGAAGGUACUGAGCAGAGUCUAUGCUAACUUGGAGAGACUCAAGGUUCAAGGUGAUCAACUUGCUACAAGGAUUAUGGAAAGUCUGAGAUUAAUUGUUGCUGGGGGUGAUGGAACAGCGGGCUGGCUACUUGGAGUUGUUUGUGAUCUCAAAUUGUCCCAUCCGCCACCAAUAGCCACGGUUCCUUUGGGCACAGGGAAUAACCUACCUUUUGCUUUUGGCUGGGGAAAGAAGAACCCAGGAACAAACGAGCAUUCAGUGAAGUCAUUUUUAGAUCAAGUAAUGAAGGCUAAAUCAAUGAAAAUAGACAAUUGGCACAUUCUUAUGCGAAUGAGGAUUCCAAAAGAAGGUCCCUGUGAUCCGAUUGCACCUCUUGAGUUACCGCAUUCUUUGCAUGCCUUCCAUCGCGUAUCCGAGACAGAUGAACAAAAUAUUGAAGGUUACCAUACUUUUCGUGGGGGAUUUUGGAAUUACUUCAGCAUGGGAAUGGAUGCUCAAAUAUCUUAUGCUUUUCAUUCUGAACGAAAGUUGCAUCCUGAAAAAUUCAAAAAUCAGUUGGUUAAUCAGACUACAUACGCUAGGCUUGGAUGCACGCAAGGAUGGUUUUUGGCUCCUCUAUUCCAUCCUCCUUCCAGGAAUAUAGCACAUGUUGUAAAAGUACAAAUCAUGAAAAGGAAUGGCCAGUGGGAAGACCUGCAAAUUCCUUCCAGCAUCCGGUCAAUUGUAUGCCUCAAUUUGCCUAGCUUUUCUGGUGGACUGAAUCCUUGGGGUACACCAACUAGGAGGCAACAGCGUCAAAACGACUGGACACGUCCAUAUGUAGAUGAUGGCCUAAUAGAGGUUGUUGGCUUUAGAGAUGCCUGGCAUGGGCUUGCUUUGCUUGGUCCAAAUGGACAUGGAACUCGACUUGCUCAGGCUCGCAGAAUUGGCUUUGUGUUUCACAAAGGUGCAACAGAUCAUACAUACAUGAGGAUUGAUGGGGAACCUUGGAAGCAACCCCUCCCAAUAGACGAUGACACGGUUGUAGUAGAGAUUUCUCACCAUGGCCAGGUUAACAUGCUUGCCACUCAUGAAUGCAAGUCUAAAAGUGUGCAUGAUCCUUCAACACAUUACAAUGAUGAUGCUGAGGAAGAUGAUAGUAGCAAUGGAGACUCUUUAGCAGAUGAAUUUCGAAAGUUUGGUGCAGCUGAUACAUUUAAAAUCCCAGAUGAGUUUGUCAAAUCCAAUAAGAACCCUGAAUAGUAUCGAUCUAAUCACAAGUUUGCCCGUAGCCCCUCAAACAAAGUCACAACGAAAGGGAUGAGUUCAAAUGCAAAAUGGAUACAUGAAAUGAAAGGUGAGUAUAUGUAUAUACUGAAAUGUAAAAAAUAGAGAAUAGUCUGUUAUCAUGAGGAGAAAACUAAUACAUGUAAAUCGUGUUGGAUUUUGGAAUUAACAAUGGUUGACUCUAGGUGAUACAAGGAUUUCAUGUUGAUCACCAACACAGAAUAUUACAAAUUUACACAUAAUAAAAUAUGCAUAUCGAAACUC
Messenger RNA from Arachis ipaensis, 2032 nucleotides. Its product is annotated as diacylglycerol kinase 5. Gene Ontology annotation, molecular function: ATP-dependent diacylglycerol kinase activity. Gene Ontology annotation, cellular component: membrane. Gene Ontology annotation, biological process: phospholipase C-activating G protein-coupled receptor signaling pathway. The record is from RefSeq and is a predicted model, not a curated record. NCBI's taxonomy places the organism in Eukaryota, Viridiplantae, Streptophyta, Magnoliopsida, Fabales, Fabaceae.